Helianthus annuus (common sunflower) is the source of this 2343-nucleotide messenger RNA. RefSeq lists its product as uncharacterized. The coding region runs from base 249 to 2096 and encodes 615 amino acids. The record is from RefSeq and is a predicted model, not a curated record. Lineage: Eukaryota; Viridiplantae; Streptophyta; Magnoliopsida; Asterales; Asteraceae. The transcript has 2 exons.
AAGAAGAUAUCUAAUUUAAAAAGGCAUUUCAUAUUCUCCGAGGGGGUUUUUGACCAAACCUUUGCUUCGGUCCAAUUCUCUCCUGGUGGAAAAAUCACAAAGGUCAAACAGUAAUCAAAUCGUAUGCUGAUUCAUAUCUCUCGCAUGUUAACAGGUACUUUGACUGAUUUCACCCACCAAUUGUGUCACAAAGAGAAAGACUUUUACUUUUAGCACCAUCAAUACUUUGAAAGUUACGAUUGAAACACAUGGAAUGCAAUAAAGACGAGGCGAUUAGGGCAAAAACAAUUGCUGAGAAGAAAUUAUCGGAUAAAGAUUAUGUUGGGGCCAAGAAAUUUAUCCUCAAGGCCCAAACUCUGUAUCCUGGGCUUGAUGGUGUGACUCAAAUGUUAACCACUCUUGAUGUGUAUAUUGCCUCGGAGAAUAUUAUAAGCGAAGAAAUGGAUUGGUAUGGGAUUCUUGGUGCAAACCCAAAUGAUGAUGAUGAAACAAUUAAAAGACAUUAUAGAAAGUUGGCUCUCAUGUUACACCCUGAUAAAAACAAGUCAGUGGGUGCAGAUGGUGCGUUCAAACUUCUUUCAGAAGCAUGGAGUUUGUUGUCUGAUAAAGCUCAGCGGUUAGCUUAUAACCAAAAGUGUAGGAGAGGGCUUCAAGCAAACGGUCCCUCUCAAAGUGGCAGCCCACCAGCAGCUGCCAAUGGAGUCGCAAAACGAGCUACUACAAAGCCAAGCAGCAGCCGGAAUCAUCCUGUUCCUAGAUAUAAUCCGCCAGUGGUCCGCCCUCCAGCCGCUGCUGCUGCACCGCAAGUUGUUUCUCGUAGGACGGAUACGUUUUGGACCAUCUGUCAUGGAUGCAAGAUGCAUUACGAGUAUCUUAAUAAAUACCUUGAUGAAAUCCUUCGUUGUCCCAAUUGUAAUCAGUGUUUUGUAGCCAAAGAAAUGCCACCACCCUCUAACCUUCCAAAUUCAACCGUUCCCCAACGACAUCAGAAUCCGGGACCACCUCCCUCUGGACUUAGCACUGACCCGUCCAUUGCCACGAAAGCAGCAAGUGUUGUUAAGCAAGUCAACGACAGGCUGAAAAGAGAACGUGAAGAAUUGUAUUCUGGGUGGCCCUCAAAAAAGAACAAAGUCGAUGAUGGAAGUCGGUCUUCUGGUGUUAAAAUCAUGUCAACAGGAAAUAUUUUUAAUAAUUUUGUAAAUAGAAGUAGGAGAGAAUUGAGUCCUUUUGAAACGAAGCACAUGCUGAUGAGAAGGGCUCGAGCUGAGAUUCGCAAAAAGUUAAAAGAAUGGGAUUCUAUGGAAAAGUCAAAGGAAAACAAGGUAAGUCAAAAUAGCCAAACACCAGAUCAGCAAGAAGAAGAAGAAGAAGAACAAGUUGCAAUGACUGUUCCUGAUCCUGAUUUUCAUGAUUUUGACCUGGAUCGAACGGAAAAUUCAUUUGAAGAUAACCAAGUUUGGUCUGCUUACGAUGACGAUGAUGGAAUGCCGCGCUUCUAUGCGUUAAUCCACAAGGUGCUUUCACGUAAGCCACUUAAGAUGAAAAUCAGCUGGCUAAACUCAAAAACCACCGCAGAAUUUGGCUCGUUUGACUGGUUGGGUUACGGCUUCCGCAAGACGUUAGGGGAAUUCAGAAUCGGGAGGCAUGAAGUCAACACGUCUUUAAAUUCAUUCUCUCAAAAAGUCGAGUGGAAAAGAUCUCCACGCGGAACUGUUAUAAUUCUCCCAAGAAAAGGGCAAGUGUGGGCCCUUUAUAGAAACUGGUCCCGAGACUGGAAUGAGAGUAUACCAGAUGAUGUGAUUCAUAAAUAUGACAUGGUACAGGUUCUUGAAGACUACAAUGAAGAACAAGGCGUUCCCGUUAGCCCUCUUAUCAAGUUUGCUGGAUUUAGGACCGUCUUUCAUCCACAAACUGAAGUGAAAGUGAUUCCCAAAGAAGAAAUGUUUCGAUUCUCACAUCAAGUCCCUAUGUACCUGUUGACGGGCUCAGAGGCCCAUAAUUCUCCAAAAGAUUGCCUCGAGCUCGAUCCCGCAGCUACCCCGUUGGAUCUCAUUCAAGAAUCGACAGGAACUAAUGAUAAUUCGCAGCAGAAAUGAUGUGAAGAAAUUAAGCAAAGAGUGAAGGUAAGUUUACUUUUUUGGAAUAGUUUAGUUUUGUAUGGAGGAAUUUUGUUCUUCAUAUUAUUUUUAUAAAGUGGGUUAACUAUCUAUGAGCGUAUAGAACAGAAUCUGUAGGAAAUAUUUUGUUUAUUAGCUCCUAAAUCAGAACUAAUUCUACUUCUGCAUUAAAAGUGUUCAUACAUGAUACCCUAUCCUAGUUCUGGCUUCAGUUUAGUUUUUAUUC